Messenger RNA from Ailuropoda melanoleuca (giant panda), 3339 nucleotides. Its product is annotated as polyadenylate-binding protein 1-like. Gene Ontology annotation, molecular function: RNA binding. The record is from RefSeq and is a predicted model, not a curated record. The annotation marks the transcript as partial. The transcript has 4 exons. Lineage: Eukaryota; Metazoa; Chordata; Mammalia; Carnivora; Ursidae.
UCUGAACUUAAUAAAAUAGAACCUAAUUUUAUAGUCCUUACAUAUUUUAUUAGAUUUGUUGGACGAUUUAAGUCUCGUAAAGAACGAGAAGCAGAACUCGGAGCUAGGGCAAAAGAGUUCACCAAUGUUUACAUCAAGAAUUUUGGAGAAGAUAUGGAUGAUGAGCGCCUUAAGGAUCUCUUUGGCAAGUUUGGACCUGCCUUAAGUGUGAAAGUAAUGACUGAUGAAAGUGGAAAAUCCAAAGGUUUUGGAUUUGUAAGCUUCGAAAGGCAUGAAGAUGCACAGAAAGCUGUGGAUGAGAUGAAUGGAAAGGAGCUCAAUGGAAAACAAAUUUACGUUGGUCGAGCUCAGAAAAAAGUGGAACGGCAGACGGAACUUAAGCGCAAAUUUGAACAGAUGAAGCAAGAUAGGAUCACCAGAUACCAGGGUGUUAACCUUUACGUGAAAAAUCUUGAUGAUGGUAUUGAUGAUGAACGUCUCCGGAAAGAGUUUUCUCCUUUUGGUACAAUCACUAGUGCAAAGGUAAAGCAUGUGAUACUUUAAGAUUUGGGGAAAACCCAUGCACGUUGAUAUAUGUAGAUAAAUUUCACAUUAAUAUGCCAGAGUGUUUUUCUUAUUUUGUAAAUGAAUAGUCACAUAGGGGUUUUUUUUUUUCCCUGCCAAAACAGUUUCCCGCCCCCCCGGAAAUCAAGUUUUUGCUUCAUUGCUUCACAGACAUUCAAAUUUGAAGUAGAUACUGUAGCCUUAAUGGUUUCUUUUUUUGCCCGGGAUGAGUUCUGAAUUCUACUUGAGGAAGGCUGCAUUUGUUAACCAUAGUUAGUGAUUGAUCCUCACAUAAUAUGCAUGACUCUACUCUAUUUAACUAUUUUCCUGGUUAAAAGUGGCAACUUACUAGGGAACUAUAAUUGUUACCAGGCAAAUUUAUAUUCACUUACACAAUUCAUUCUGGGGAGUCAGACUUUAAUUUCCUUUCACUUAAAAUCAGAAAUGAUUACAGCAGUAUGAUUCUGGGAUUUUGAUUUAAGAACCUCUGUUCUAGGUGUUUUUUCUGGUGUCCACGGUCCCAAGAAUUCUCUAUGUAAAGCUUUAUGCGUAUGUAUUUUGGGGUAUGAGAGGAGUGUCUAAAACUUUAGUCAGUUUCUCAAGAGUACAAAAAAAACUAAAACUCAGUGGUCUUGGAAUGACCUCAUGGCUGAUCUCCCUACUCAUCUUUUCCUGGUAACUUCAUUGAUCAAGAAGCUUCUAUGCUAGGAAAUGUUAGGGGCAUGCUAGAUGAAUACAAAUAAAAACGAAGAGAUGGGGUGGCCUUGUGUUUUAGCCUAUGUUUUUGAGUACUUGGAGUAUGCUAGAAUGUAUUCCUGGGUGUCUUUACCCCUAGUGUGUUACCUCAAAGUUGUUGAAGUUGAAUAUUUUCAUCAGCUUUUAAAGUCGUUUGUGGAUUGUAAUGUCACUCCUUGGUGGCAAGGAUAUGAAAAUUUGGCAAGUUUAUUCUGGAGGAGGAGGUCAUAUGUUAAUAAUGCUUGCUGAAAAAGAUAUCAAAGGUGAAAGGUGAUUUCCAUCUCCAUCCCCCAUUUGGGUGUCCUUCCCAGAUAAUCUUCCAUGUUCGUCCAGAUGCUUUUUGUAGAUUAAUAAACAAUUUUUAAGAAGACCAGGAUUGUACUAUAUAGAUUCUGUGACUCAGUUUUACUUAACAGUAGCUCUAGAUACAUAUUUGCAUAUUCAUUUGAGGGCUUUUUUUUUUUUUUUGCUAAGGCUGAAUAUUCAUUGUAUAGAUAUACCAUAACUUACUUUACCUAUAUUGAUAAACAUUUUGGUUGCUUUGUGUGUUUUCACUGUUAGACCCACCAUUCUAAUAAACAUUCUUCUAUAUCUUUGCAAAAAUGCCAGUAUUUCUAAAGUUCUAGAAUUAAUAAAAUAGCUGGUUAGUGGGUAUAUAUAAUAAAAUUGACACAACCGAAUUGUCCCAAAAGGCUGGACAAAAUCCUACUAGUCUUGCCAAUUUAGUAGAAAGUGGUGUACAUCUUUUCCAGUGGUGACAUGCCUUUCAUAUGUUGACUAGUUUUGCCUGUUUGCAUAUUUUUUAUUGGAUUGGUUGUCUUUUUGUUGAUUAGAGAGAAUUUUAUGUCAGCCCUUUGUUUUAUAUUGUAAAUAUUCUCAGUCUUUAACUUAGGACUUUGGGAGUUUUUUGUCAUCUUACUUUCUCCAUAUUUUUGUGUUUUAUGUUCAGAUUCAGAAUCAAAUGUUUGGCAAUUUGAUUUUUUAGUGUGAUAUGAAUAAGAGAUGUGACUUAAUUCUUCUCGGUUUUCUCAAUGUACCAUGUACCAUAUAAUGCAAAGUCUUUGAUUAUUUUAAAAGUUAACUUUAACAUGGCUGAAUUCCCAUAACUGCAUGGGUGUGUUUUAGGGUCUUGUUCUAGGUAUAAUUGACACACUCAGGUGUAUAACAUAAUGACUUGAUGUUUCUGUUGUAUAUAUUGUGAAAUGAUCAUAAUCUAGUUAAUAUCCAUCACUAUACAUAGUUAAAUUUUUUUUUCCUCGUGAUGAAAACUUUUAAGAUCUCUCAGGAACUUUCAAAUAUGUAAUACAGCACUCUAGUCCCCAUACUGUACAUUAAUGCGUUCCCAGGAAUUAAUUUAUAGCUGGGAGUUUGUACUUUUUAAAACCUUUGUUGAUUUUCCCUACCCACCUCCUUCUGCCUUCAGCAGCCAUGAGCUCGGUUUUGUUCUGGUUCCACAUAUAAGGGAGGUCAUCGGACUGUUCGUCGGUGUUCUGUUUGCUCCUGUGCUCCACCGUACCGUUGGGUGUAGUUGUAGGACACGCUUGUGUAUAUUGCGGGCUAGUGAGGAGUUCUUUGCAUCUCCUCAUUGCUCCUUUAGAAGAUCUUUUCAGUAUUUGAAAGCUUCCUCCUGGCCAAUAUUUAUGGCCCUUUUGGUCUUGAAUGUGAAUUUUUUAUUUUGGCGGAUAUUCUGGAAUAGAUUCAGCCUCUCCUCCUUCCCCACCAAAGAAUAGUAAAGCAUCUUGUCAACUUAAAUUGCUAAGUCAAAUUUUAAUGGUGCUAAAGAGUCCAAUUUUAGGAGGCCUUUCAGAUACUUAAACCUUAAUAUUCUGUUGACAGUCUCCAAUCUUAACACAGGUUAUUUGCUGUCUUAUCCCUACCUCUUUCUCUCUUGCUUGGCUGAGAUACUGCAUGUGCAUUGCUUGCCCUUAAAGCUUUCAUUUUUUUCCACAAUUUUUCCUUAAUACCUAAAUAUUAACAGUGUUUGCUUAUUUGAGUCAGUGGCUGUAAUUGUAAUAGUAAUGCUCUCAGAGCCUCAUUCUAUCAUUGAAUUAACUUUUUUUU